CAUAAGAGCUUCUUAGAAGAACUUCCUUUCUCUCUUUCAUGUUCAAAUCAAAAUAGGAAGAGGUUUUCCAUUUUGUCCUAAGAAGACAGAGAUGUUUGCUUCUAAUUUCCUCAGAAAUAGCUUCAAGCUGGUCCACCAAUAUCCUAUAUCACGUCACCAACUUCAACAUUCCAAAGUCUAUUCCAGAGUACCUCAAACUUUGAACAGAAUUAAGACAAUGGAACUGAAGCGGCAGCUGUCAAACUCAACUCCCUGCAGGUUUUUCUCAUCAUCAUCUGCUUCCAGCAACGUUGGGUUCAUCGGGUGGUAUUUAGAAAUGCUCAACUCUCGCCCCAUUCUCACCAAGACCAUCACUUGCACUCUUAUUCUCAUUGCUGCUGAUUUGUCGUCUCAGACAAUUGCUGGUUCACUGUCAGAGCAGUAUGAUCUAAUAAGAACAUUGCGGGUAGCUGGCUAUGGAGUGCUAAUUUUAGGACCUUCACUUCAUUUCUGGUACAAUGCAUUGUCAGCAUUUUUUCCAAAGCGCGACGUGAUCACCACAUUUAAAAAGAUAGCUUUAGGGCAGAUCGUAUAUGGACCUACCAUGAAUGCUAUCUUCUUCUCCAUGAACGCUGCAGCACAAGGAGAAAGUAAUUCAGAGAUUGCUGCCAGACUCAAACGUGACUUGGUUCCUACUGCUAUUAAUGGUCUUAUGUACUGGCCCAUAUGCGAUUUUAUCACAUUCAAAUUUGUCCCUGUUCAUUUACAGCCACUAGUGGUCAACACAUUUUCUUAUGUGUGGAAUGUCUACCUGACUUGCAUGGCAAGCCAACAGAAAGUCGCUUCAGCAUAAUUCUGCAUCAGCUAACAAACAAGCUGGACGCACAACUUUGGAGUAAUUUUUCUUAUGAUUACAUGUUAGAGUGGUGGAGCAGAAAUUAGCAGAAGCAAAUGUGUAUUGGAUAUAUUUAUCUUAAGUUAACAUGGGACCAUCAAGGUUCUUUCUGUAAAUCAGUGUUCUCAUCACAUAAAUCACAUAUUGUUAAGUGCCA
Molecule: messenger RNA, 1031 nt
Organism: Nicotiana tabacum (common tobacco)
Lineage: Eukaryota; Viridiplantae; Streptophyta; Magnoliopsida; Solanales; Solanaceae
Cellular component (GO): membrane; cytoplasm
Source: RefSeq, a predicted model, not a curated record